CCCUGACCCUAAGGACAUGUAUGUAUAUACAGUGUAUGUAUUUGUGCAGUGAUUGAAUCAUGAAUAAAUAAUUUCCCAAGAGCUGAGCCAAACUAGUGGGUCGUAAUCCCCGCGGCAAACACAGGUGAUACCAAGACAACAAACAGACUUAUCUGUGUAACAAGCAAACAAGAGGGCAAAGUUACUCCAUUUGGCAGGAAUUGAACAAAAAAAAGGUCUUUGUGGGAGGGGUUAUUAUUGCAGGUUGGGGGUAGAUAAUCCUCCCUCCCCCCCCAAAAAAAAUAAGCAGCUCACCGAGAUUCACCGACCCUACAGCUCAGAAGACAAGCGCUCGGCUGUUCUGCUGUUCCAUGUCCUCUGAACCCCGGCUGCAAUGAUUUGGCUAAAUGUCGCCCUGCUGCUGGCACUGCACGGGUAUUGCCUGUGCCAAGAAAAAACGUACCUUGUCACGGGGCCCAGAAAUUGGAGGAUAGGAGCUUUGGAGACGGUGGUGGUGCAAGCGUUUGGCCAGGAAGGAGAUUUCUCAAUAACGAUUAAUCUGCUCAGUUACCCGGAUAAAAAGAUCACUUACGCAACGCAACACCUCGUGCUGAAUAAUGGCAACAAUUACCAGGGGCUGGUGAAGCUAAUGAUCCAACCCCAGGACUUCCCGAAACACAGCGCGUCCGACCCGAUGCCGUUUAUUUACCUGCAGGCGCUGUCCAACGCUUUCAACAAAGAAGAGCAAGUUCCAGUCUCCUACAGGAAUGGAUUCCUCUUCAUUCAAACCGACAAGCCGUUUUAUACCCCAGACCAGUCCGUGAAGAUCAGAGUUUACUCUAUGGAUGAAGAGUUAAAACCAGGAAGAAGGAAAGUCGUAUUAACGUUUAAGGAUCCAGAGGAAGUGAAGGUGGAUACUAUAGAAGAAGACGAUUUAACGGGAAUUAUUUCCUUCCCUUAUUUCAAGAUACCAGCCAACCCAAAAUUCGGCAUGUGGAGCAUUGAGGCCGCCUACGGGAAGGAUUUCACUACUUCUGGCACCGUGAAAUUUGAAGUGAAAGAAUACGUUUUGCCAAAGUUUUUGGUUUCGAUAGAACCGGAGCAGAACUUCAUCUGCUAUGACAAGUUUACGGAGUUUUACAUCACAGUGAGGGCGAGGUACUAUUAUGAGAAACUGGUUGAAAAUGCAAAAGUCUACAUUCGUUAUGGGCUAAUCCAAGAUGGCGAACGAAAGAUGUUGCCUAAGUCCAUUGAUCUGCUGACGAUGAACAACGGAGAAAGCGUCUUCCAGCUGAAUAGCCAAAAGGCACUGCAAGAACUGGGAUACUCAUCCUUGGAAGAAGUCGCCGGAUCUUAUUUGUACAUAACCGUGUCUGUUGAGGAGUCCACAGGCCGCGUGGAGGAAAGUGAAAAUGCCGACGUCAAGUUCGUUUUAAGCCCCUUCACCUUGAAGCUGGUCGGGACCCCUCUCUUCAUGAAGCCGACGUUACCGUAUUAUAUCAAGGUCCAACUAAGAGACACGUUGGACAAACCUGUGGGAAACAUUCCUCUAACCCUGUCUGGGGAUAUGGUGAAAGAAGACGGAUCCCCGGAAGCCUUGAUCAUUAAGCAACAGAGGAUUAGUACGGACAGGAAUCAUGGCAUUGGCCUGUUCAUCUUAAAUAUCCCAUCCGAUAUAGUGUCUCUGGAUUUCACAAUAAAGACAGACGAUAGCAGCCUCCCAGAGGAAAACCAGGCGACAGCUACUCACGUGGCAGUUUCUUACCAGUCGCUUACCAAGAGUUAUCUGUAUAUUAACUGGGCCAGAGAAAGAGAAGUUCUGCAUGUCAACAACUUCCUAAAUGUCCAAUUAGUUCCUAACAGCCCGUACAUUGCCAAGCUGAAUCAUUACAGCUACCUGGUCAUAUCAAAGGGGAAGAUAUUACAGUUUGGAACAGUACCAAGAGUGCCGGGUUCCAAUUCUCAGAGCCUGAACCUUCACAUAACAGCAGAUAUGGUUCCCUCUGUGCGCCUCUUAGUUUACUACAUUGUCACUGGAGAUGCCACCGCUGAGCUGGUUGCCGACUCCAUCUGGGUGGAUGUGGUGGAGAGUUGUGUCAAUCAUCAAAGCGUGCAAUUGUCCAAAAGGGAAAAUAUCAUGAAACCUGGACAGACGUUUUCCAUGAAGAUUUCAGCUCUGCCAAAGUCAUUGGUGGCCUUAUCUGCAGUCGACACGGCUCUAUAUGACGUGGGGAAAAGGUUCCAGAGGCCUUUGGAAACAGUUCUAAGGAAGAUCGAAGAGAGUGACCUCGGCUGUGGGGCUGGAGCCGGGGAGAACAACGCGGAUGUAUUUAGACUGGCCGGCCUUACAUUCCUGACUAAUGCUAACAUACAAGCUUCUCAAAAAUACGCACUGAAGUGCAAUGAAGUUUUAAGGCCUAAACGGUCGUUUAAUUUCAAAGAUGAAGUAGACAAGAAAGCCAGCACAUAUACAGACAGAAACAUGAAGAAAUGCUGUUAUGAUGGUGUGAAAUGUUUUCGGGACGAAAAUGAUUGUGCAGCUGGAAUCAACAGAGUCUCAAAACGUUACAGCAAAAAGUGCAUCAACGCUUUCGAAGUUUGCUGCUUGUUCGCAAAAAGUCUACAGGAAAAGAUGGACGCACAAAUCCAAGAUGUUGGAAUGGGAAGAAUGUAUCUCCGAACUGUUUUUGAUAUCGAUGAACCUCAGAUCCGAAGUUACUUCCCAGAGAGCUGGAUGUGGGAGGAGCAUUUGCUUGAUAAUCGCGGUGAGAAAACGUUAUCGGUGACUCUUCCAGAUUCUCUGACCACAUGGGAAUUUCAAGGCGUCGGCAUGUCCGAUAAAGGUCUCUGCGUGGCUGAUCAGUUCAAAGUGACGGCGUUUAAAGACUUCUUCAUAGAUGUUCAGCUGCCGUAUUCCAUUGUGCGGGGCGAGCAGAUCCAGAUCAAAGUUGUGGUCUUUAAUUACAGGAAUAGUGAUGCUAAGGGUUGUGUAACGGUGUCGGUGGGAAAAGAGAUUUGUCUGUUCAGUGACACAUCCCCCAGGAGUGGGUCAAGAGAAUGUUACAGACACACCCUCUCCGCCACAUCACUGACCCCUUUUACCUUCAGCCUCCUGCCCCUGGAAGUGGGGCUCCACCCUAUCUCCUUCACCCUCAGCUCUUCCAGCCAGGAGACCGUCAAGAAAACAUUACGAGUAGUGCCAGAAGGUAUUAAGAAAGAACGGAAUGCGGGAUUUACACUGGAUCCCCAGGGCAUCCGCGGUGUCGCACAAAGACGUCAAGAAAUAAGCUAUAAAAUCCAAUCAAACAUUGUGCCAAAAUCAAAAGUCAGCCGGAUUCUAUCUAUUAGCGGAAACAUUCUGGGUGAAGUCAUCAACACCGUCGUGAAAUCAGAAGGAAUCAACUACCUGGUCAGUCUCCCGAAGGGCAGCGCCGAGACUGAGCUCAUGAGGGUGGUCCCUAUAUUUUACGUGUACCACUAUCUGGAGAAGAACAAGCGAUGGGAUCUGUUGGGGACCAACAUCUUGGCUGCACAGAUUGACAUGCAGAGAAAGAUGAGGGAAGGUGUAAACAGUAUCCUGUCAUUCAGAGGGAAAGAUUUCUCCUAUAGUAUUUGGAAGGAGGGGAAACCAAGUGCAUGGUUAACUGCUUUUGCCUUGAAAAUCUUUGGGGAGAUGGAAAAAUAUGUAUACGUCAAUAAAAUGUCGGUGUGUAACAGCAUUACCUGGUUACUGGACAAAUGCCAGCUGAGAGACGGCUCGUUCAUAGACCAGUCGGGCUACCAACCCGGGAAGCUGCAGGGCACUGUACCCAGCAAAUCAAAAGAAAGAAGCUUAUAUCUCACAGCCUAUGUGUUUAUCGGGAUUCAGAAAUCCUUUCACAUGUGCCCUCUGGAGGAAGUGAAAGAGGGUUUGAGAAGAAGCGAGGAGUAUUUGUCUAAAAACAUCAGAAGAGCCAAGAGCACCUUCACUCUGGCUAUCAUGGGCUAUGCCCUGGCAAGUUGGGACGUGUCUUUGGCCAGUGUGAGAUACGUCAAAGGGGCCCUGGAAAGGGAAGCCUACGUCAUCGAAUCAGGCGAUCUCCCUAUUCAGCGAUACUGGAAAGAUUCUCUCAAAAAAGUGGAUGACACCACCCCAAGUGUUGAGACCGCUCGCAUGGUGGAAACAACGGCCUACGCUCUACUCAUGUACCUGAAACUGGCACUGAAAGACUAUUAUAACCCAGUGGUGCUCUGGCUGAAGGAGAAACAGAGAUACGACGGCGGCUUUUACUCAACCCAGGACACAGCCAUUGCCCUUGAAGCUCUGACUGAGGUUUCCAUUGUGGAUAAGAAGCUCACAUUAAACAUGGGUGUCCAGGUGUCCUACAAGAAAUCCGGAGACUUCAAGAAUUACAGACUGACAGAGACAUCGUCUUUCACGGGGCCAGAAGAGGUGCCCCUUCCAGAAGAUAUCAUUGUAUCCACGUCUAGUGCCAACGGGAUUGCUUCAGUGCAUGUACAGACUGUCUACAGCAUCAUCAGCCCGCCGCAGGAAAAAUGCCGGUUUGAUCUCAGAAUUGGGAAAAAGCUGAACUAUAACACUGCUAUAUAGACACAGCACUUGAGGACAUUAGAAAGGACAUGUCUAAUACAACAGCAACACCUAAAACUAGACAGACAACUUAGCGAAGAGCUCACACCCAAAACAGAAAAUGCAAAAUCUGCAACCAUCACGGAAAGGGGAACAAGGAACAUGCUUGGAUUGCUUACAACCACCAAUGUCAGCACCAACCUUGUCUCCACUAAUACUGUCUCAAGAUAUACAAGAUAGUCCUCAUAUAGAUCAAGCGCAAGCUCCAAAUCCCUCCAUGUCAGCAAAUCCUUCCACAUCAUCCAAACCUCCUCAGUUAGAGGAAUUAUUUGGCUGGAUAAAAUCUACUAUCCAAUCAUCCAUCAGUCAGCCUUCUAUCCAUAGUAAGAAACGCAAAGCACAAUUAUCUCUAGACACUGAAUCAUCAGAGUCACAUGAUAACACUGACCAAGAUAGUGACCCAGAACCAGGAGAUCUUUGGAUUAGUGAAAGAUCAUCCGAUGACUCAGACUCAGAACAUCAGUACCGCUCCAUUGCAGGCCCAGACAUAGCAAAGCGUCUGCUAUGUGAAAUGUUAGCCACACUUGAAAUUAAAGAUGAGACGACCACCACAUCAAAAACUGACAAAGUUCUGGGCGUUCAGCCUCGGGAGUCGAGAGCUUUCCCUGUGUUUAAAUCCGUGUCUCAAGUCAUCAAAAAUGAAUGGUCAAGACCAGGUCAUCGUUUUUACAUUAACUCAGAGGUUCCAAAGUACUUAUCCCAUACCGGAAGAACAACAAAAGCUUUGGGACAAAGCUCCCAAGGUGGAUUCCGCUAUUGCCUGCCUCUCCAGAAAUACCACACUUCCAACUGAGGAAGCAGCAUUUAAGGAACCCAUGGAUACAAAGAUGGAGGUCUCCUUGAGGAAGGGUUUCACACAUUCUACUGCAAUGCUUCGACCAGCAAUAGCAGCAGCAGGACUAGCACGCACAUCUAGAUUCUGGUGUCAAGAACUACUCCAAAUCGCAGGAGGAACUACAGGAGGAACUAUAUCGUAUCAGUUCAGCACUAGCCUUUUUGUCCGACGCUGCAAUGGAUACAGUGAAACUAGCAGCCAAGGCCAGCAUGGACAAUGUAUUUGCCAGGAGGGCCCUGUGGUUACGCCAUUGGUCUGGUGACACAGCAUCCAAAACGAAAUUUCUUAAUCUACGUUUCACGGGAGAUACACUUUUUGGACCGGAUCUCAAGCAGAUCAUAACGGAGGUUACGGGAGGGAAGAGCACUUUCCUACCAUCUGGAAAGAAACCUAGGUCUGAAAAACAAGGUAGACCAUACAAUAGGCAAUGGGGGUCACAGGGUCGCUCCUUUCGCCCCUUUAGAAACACUUAGUUUUGCCCCAACCAGACAGGUGGAGAAACCAAAAAAAGCAGGCCAUCCUGGUCCAACCAAUCCCGGCAGACCAGAAAGCCAGGUCCUCCAAAACCAACUUCCGCCUGACUAACACAACACUCGCACAGGAGGGGCAGGAGGUCGUCUUCAAAUGUUCUUACCAAUCUGGCAGACUCACACUCCGGACACUUGGGUACUUACUAUCAUCAAAGAAGGCUAUCAAAUUCCAUUCAACAACCUACCUCCUCACUCCUUCAAACAGUCCGCCAUUCCAAAAAGCCAACACAAACUUUGGGCUCUCAUGUCCAUAGUCACAGACUUACUCGAUCAAGGAGUCAUAACCAAAAUUCCUCCUCCGGAGAGAUUCAAAGGUUUUUACUCAAAUUUGUUUCUGGUCACGAAAAAAGAGGGAACCUUCCGACCAGUCCUAAAUUUGAAACCUCUCAACAUCUUCGUAUCCAAGCAAAAAUUCCGCAUGGAAUUAAUUUGUUCAGUUCUGAUGUCAAUGACAGAAAACUGUUACAUGACAAAGAUAGAUCGUCGAGACGCCUACUUAUAUGUUCCCAUCAGGGAGCAAUCUCAAAAAUAUUUAGGAUUCACGAUCCUAGAAGAUCAUUACCAGUUCAGGUCACUUCCAUUCGGACUGUGCACAGCACCAAGGGUGUUCACCAAAAUCCUCAGCCCUCUCAGGUGCAGGGGGAUUACACUUACCCCAUACCUAGACGAUCUUCUCAUCAGAUCCACAUCAUACGAACAAAGUCAGAAGGACACUCAAAUAUGCGUCAGCAUGCUCCAGCAACACGGCUGGCUCAUAAAUCACAAAAAGAGCCAACUCAUUCCAACUCAACACAUUCAAUUUUUGGGAAUGUGGCUGGACUCCUCGUCACAGACAAUCUCUCUCACGGAGGAGAAAAUUCAAACCAUUAUUUACACUGCACAACAAGUCUGCAGUCAGCAGACAAUAACGACAAAGUGUUGCCUCACAUUGUUGGGUUACAUGGUAGCAGCCUUGGAGGCACUUCCUUUCGGCAGAUUCCACAUGAGGGAGUUCCAAAAUCAUUUCCUCCGCUGUUGGAACAAAGACCACUUCGAUCUCACACAGCAGAUUCCUGUGACCAGUCCUGUCAGACAGUCCUUACGAUGGUGGACAUCACCUCAGAACCUCAACAAGGGGAGAUCUUGGGUCUUACACCAGUGGACGGUAGUGACCACCAAUGCCAGCCUCAGUGGCUGGGGAGCAACUCUUCCACCCCACAAUUGUCAGAGUCUAGUCUCCAAGGGAGGCCGCCCUACCAAUAAAUGUGCUAGAAAUAAGAGCGAUAAGGAAUGCUGUCCGACAUUGGUCAAACGAGCUGCACGGCCUACCUCUCAGAAUACAAUCAGACAAUCCCACUGCCGUGGCAGAGCCAUGCGCGAGGUAUCUCAUAUACUCGCAUGGGCGGAAAUGAAUGUUCCAGCCAUAUCCGCGGUGUUCAUACCCUGAGUACUCAAUUGGGAAGCGGACUACCUCAGCCGGCAACGCGUAGACCAGGGAGAGUGGGCCCUACACCCAGAGGUGUUCGAGGAAUUCAAGUCCCGAUGGGGCCGACCAGACAUAGACUUUUCGGCAUCAAAACACAAUUUCAAGGUACCUACUUACUGCGCCAGGUCUCGUGAUCCGGGAGCGGCGUAUGUAGACGCCUUAGUCAUUCCUUGGAACUUCAGUAAAGUCUAUGCCUUCCCCCCAAUAGUACAGUUACCAAGGAUAAUCCAGAAAAUCAAAAAAGAGGGUGCAUUAACGAUUCUCAUUGCCCCAGACUGUCCGAGGAGAGCGUGGUAUUCAGAACUCGUCAAAAUGUCAGUAGCUCCUCCUUGGAGACUGUCUCUUCGGCCAGACCUUCUUAUUCAGGGUCCAGUCAGACACGAAAACCUAUCCAUUUUGCAUUUAACGGCAUGGCUAUAUGGAGGUCUUAAGGUUUUUCACAACGGGCCACAGACAAUUUUAUGAAGGCCAGAAAACCAGCCAUCACAAAGGCCUACUAUAAAACUUGGAAAAAGUUCAUGAUGUGGUGUGAAUCUAGGAAUUUAUACUGGCAACAGACUUCCAUUCAGAUGAUAGUGGAAUUUCUAACUCAAGGGUUCCAGUUAGGGUUAUCCUUAGCGACUCUAAAGGGCCGGAUUUCAGCUCUUUUUAUCCUUCUACAACAGGGAUCCCCAACCUUUUUUACCUAAGAGCCACAUUCAAAUGUAAAAUAAGCUGGAGAGCAACGCAAGCAUGUAAAAAACUCCUGAGAGUUGCAGUUAUGGGCUGUGAUUGGCUAUUGGUAGCCCCAAUGUGGAUUGGCAGCCUACAGGAGGCUCUGUUUCGCAGUACA
Messenger RNA from Xenopus laevis (African clawed frog), 8271 nucleotides. It is a transcript of the gene c5.L, whose product is annotated as complement C5 L homeolog. The coding region runs from base 374 to 4570 and encodes 1398 amino acids. NCBI's taxonomy places the organism in Eukaryota, Metazoa, Chordata, Amphibia, Anura, Pipidae. The transcript has 33 exons. The record is from RefSeq and is a predicted model, not a curated record.